AUGAAUGGAUGGACGGAGACUUGUUAAAAACGUUGAAAAUACCAAAAACUUAAUUCAUUACAAAUGCAGUUGCACAGAGAGACGGUCGAAAACAUUUGAAUAGAAAGGAAAACAAAUUUUAACGGUUUUAUUUUUAAACAAACACAUUUUUUCAAAUUCAAAUUAUAAAAUUAAAAAAAAAACAACAACAAAAUAAACGAAAAAUAACAAUUAAACAAGUGAUAAAAUUAAAAUUUUAUAAAAAUAAAUACUUAAGAACAUAAAAAAAAACAAACGACAAUAAAUUUUAAAAUUAAAAAAAAAAUACUAUAAAGCUGAAUAAUAAUUUGUAAACAAUUGCAUUUAUAUCCUAAACAAAGAAAAUGAAAUAAAAACCCAACAAACAAAAAACUAUAAUAUAAAAUUAAACUCUGCUACUUGUCAAAACUACCAAAAUCUAUUAAUAAGUUUUCAAUUAAUCAAAGACAAACGUGAAACAUGAAUUCCAAAGUGGGUUCGUUAGAGGAAAAAGUUAAAUUACCGCCUACGGAAACUAUCAGUCGCUGCUAUCAGCCACAGGGCAAUCGUAAGGUCAUUCGCAUUUUAACGGUAGCUGUUUAUGUUCUAUGUGUGUCUCUGGCAGCCAUUAUGCUGUCACUAUAUUAUAUAUUCAUAUGGGAUCCAACGAUACGCCCAUUUGUUACAAAAAACAAUAAUUGUGACAAAAUUGUGAUACCCGAAAAAAUCGCCAUACGUUUAAUCAAUUCAUCCGAAGUAACCGCCGAACAAUUCUAUAAACACAUUUUGGAACAAUAUCGUAUACUAAAUCAACUGCAACAACAGCGUCAACAAUUUUUACAAAAACAACACAUACAACUGCAACAAUUGGCAGCAACAGGCAAUAAAUUUCAAGAGAUCUUCGCAACAGCGACAAUAAUACAAUCAAAUCCCAAAGAUCGCAUCAACAAGCCGGUGACACCAACCAACGGUACAUUCCUACUCGAUCCAGCCCGACAACCACCACCUCCACCGCCGCCAGAACUAUCCGAACUGCCGACACUGAACGAACCCCAAGAUCGUAUACCAUUGGGCAUUGAGAAGGAAACUACAAUGUUGAGACCCAUAGAAACAUUGCCCAUAUUGGAUACAUCACCGGUGUAUGGCAGCAAACGGAAAACACAUCGCAAACACUAUCAGCAUCAUCGACGGAAUCAACGUAAUCACCAGAAACUCAAGGAAUUGGAAGAUGAGGAAAAUCUCGAGGAGAAAUUUAACCAGGAGAAAUACAAGGAGACAGCCCUAAAUCCACCCACAUCAAUAAUACAAGAACCGCUGUACACCUCAAUACCCAUACCGUUGAUAUUGAAUUCAAAAGAGGACAAAAGACCCCAUCACAAUCAUGGCCACAAUGGCCAUGGUCACAUGGAGAAACGUACCAAAGCUUUGGCGCGAAAACGCAUAACAGCCCCAUCCGUUUCCGGUUACGAUACAAAAUCAUAUUUGAAUCCAUUUUUAAAUGGUGAAUUAAUAUUUGAGAAAUAAAUUCAUUCAAUAAUAAAUGUUAA
Molecule: messenger RNA, 1544 nt
Organism: Calliphora vicina (urban bluebottle blowfly)
Lineage: Eukaryota; Metazoa; Arthropoda; Insecta; Diptera; Calliphoridae
Gene: inaF-D
Product: inaF-D
Exons: 2
Coding region: 478-1521 (347 amino acids)
Source: RefSeq, a predicted model, not a curated record